AAGCGUAGGGUAACACUUUUUUUGUACAAAAAAAAGCGCAGUGUGUGUUGUUUAUUAUGCAUUUGUUGAACUACAAAAUUAAUUAAUUAAAUGUGCGCCACGCCCGGCAUGUAAUCAAUCGCCACGCUUGAAAAUGGGCGGCCAAACGAACGAGGGGCGUGGAGAUCGCCCCCCUCCUCCUCCUGCGUCGCUGCCCCUCCUGCUGCUGCUGUUGUUGUUGUUCCUGAAUCAGACGCCGACUGCGACGCCGACGUCGACUGCGACGGCGGCAGAGGGGGGUCAGGUGCAGUCGCAACCAGAAACGGAAAAUCCCCAAAAUCCGGAAACAUCCAUCUCUACCGGUUCAGGAUCGGCAUCCUCAUCUUCAUCCUGCCCCCGAAAAUGCAGCUGCCGCAAUAUAUCCGAAAACAUACACAGCCUAAAAGUUCGCUGCGAUGAGCAGCAGAUAACCAACUGGCGGGAACUGGAAUUUGGAGAGGAUGUGUUGUCCAGCGUGGUCAGCAUCAAUGCCAGCAAGAACUCCAUUGCGCAGAUUACCGCCAUGGAUUUCGCUAACUUUACGGAACUCAGGCGCUUGGAUCUGUCCUUCAAUCUCCUCACCGAACUGGAUAAGGAAACCUUCGGCAAGAGUCUGGGCCAUCUGGAGAAGCUGAAGCUGGCGGGGAAUGCCAUUAGCCACAUCUACGAGGGCACCUUCAAUUAUAUGACCAGGCUCAGGCUGCUCGAUCUGUCUGGAAAUCCCUUGGCCUGCGAUUGCGGCUUGAUCUGGUUGAUUGCCUGGUCGACCAGCAAAGAAGUGCGCCUCCAGCCGCCCCCUAAAUGUGACUCCCCCAGCAACUUUCGCGGCAUGCCACUGAAAAAACUGCGUGUGGGCAAGGAUUUCCAUUGCGAGACGCUGCUGCAGCCGUUGCUCGAGCUGAUUCCCAGCCGGAAUCAGGUGGCUUUCGAGGGCGAUGAGCUGCAGCUUAAGUGCUAUGCCCCGCGCGUGGCCAUCGGAGCUCCCAGGGAGAGUGAGGAUCUGCCCACCAAGGCCUAUGUGUUUUGGGGAUGGUCGGAGAAGAUACGUGCCAAAAACUCCACCGAGGAUAUCAUUUACCAGGAUCCCAUCAAGGUUUUCGGCGAUGUGAACCUCGAGACGGGCCACUCAACGGACUCGGGCAUUCUGCAGUCGGUCCUGCGUAUCGCUAGCCUCACCCAGAAUCACACGGGCAUGUGGGACUGCACGUUGCGCAGCCAGCAGGCGAAUCUUUCGCAGGCCAUCGUCCUUCAUGUGGUGGCCAAGGGGACACUGUACUGUGAGGCCCGAGUGGUGCACACGAACAAGGGCACUUACCACUGGCCCAGGACGAUGCGGGGCGAGACUGUGCUGCAGGAGUGCGUUGAGGAGCCCAGCGAUGCCACGCAAGCCCGUCGAGCCUCGCACGAGUGCGGACCCUCCGGGGAGUGGCUAAAUCUGGAUACGGAGAGUUGUGUCUAUGUCAGCGAGACCACACGCAUCCUAGAGCAGUUUGCCAAGGUGAAUCUUACCCUGACAAAGGGUCAGAAUGCCCUAGAGAUUGCCCGCCGUUUGCACAACUUUACGCAGGCGCAGACACAACUGAAUCGCAUACGAGAUCCCAUGGACCUGGAGUACAUAGCUCGAACAUUGGUCAAGUAUUUGGAUCAACUGGAGCAGCCGCAGCAGCAGCAGGAGAUCAGUCAUCUGUUGAUGGACAUCGUUUCGCAGCUUCUCAACUUACCGGCGCAUCUUUUUCGAGCCGCACAAUCCGAGCAGGGCACUGGCCAGCGGCUGCUGCAUGUGGUGGAGUCCUCGGCCAUGCGAUUGGCCUUGGCCAGCACCCAGGCGGAACCGCUGCCCGCGGAGAUGAUACCCUGGCGGGGAUCGCUGGCCCAGCAGCGCAACCUCUUCGUGGAGUUUUUCAACAUCAGUCUGGAUGCCUUUGUUAGCUUGUCCUGCGUUUGGCUGGAGCAGAGUCCGCGGGGUUUCCAAUGCAAUAGCGCCAAUGACACCAUACCCAUGUACGAGCAUGGCGACAUCGAUGCUGCCAUCCAGCUGCCCUACAGCGUGAUUGGAAAUAGCUCUGGAAGUUCACCGACUGCCUCGCCCAUCCGCAGUCUCCGCUUGAUGAUCUCACUGCACAGGAAUGGCAAACUGCUGCCCAAUCUGAGGGGAAGCCACAAUGAAUCCUUGUCCUCCGCCAUCAUUGGUAUUCUGGCGUACAGCAGCGAAGGAGAAGCUGUUCAGUUUCGAUCCGAAAACGAGCUAGAUCCGGAGGAGGACGUGUACCAGCAAAGGGUGACCGUGAUGCUAAGGGCACACCCGUAUCACAAUCCUUUGAGUGCGCCCCAACCUGCUUGGUGGGAUGCGGAGGAGCAGCGUUGGGAGCCGAGCGUUUGCCAGCAGCACUAUCAGCAUCGCACCCUGGUCAUGUUCAGUUGCAGUCGCACGGGAUACUAUGGCCUGCUCCAGAGGAGUCGCUAUCUGAAUGAUUUUCGAAGCGAGGAGUCGGGCGCCCGCUUCAGGCAUCCACCGGCUGCGGUCUACGCUGGAUGCGGCCUACUCUUCGCCUGCUGCGCCUUCAAUGCUGUGACCUUUGCUGUUUUUGGAAGAGCUGUGCGAAUCAACCGGGUGCAGCGGCAUGCUCUGGUCAAUACCUGGUUGGCACUCGGUGCACUGGCUCUGGCUUUCUCGCUGGGAAUCUACCAAACCUCCAGCCAGCCGCAGUGCCGCCUGCUAGGAUUGCUGAUGCACUACCUCGGCCUUUGCGUACUGCUUUGGGUGUGUGUGAGCCUGAGUAGCAUGUACAAACGGCUGACGAAGACGACAACCUCGGGACAGGGACAGUGCCAGGGCCAGGAUAUGGAGCCGCAGCGGGAGCGAGAGCGAAAACCCAUACUGGGCAUCUACCUGGUGGGCUGGGGCAUCGCCCUGCUCAUCUGUGGCAUCAGCAGUGCCGUGAAUCUGGCGGAAUAUGCCACCUACGAUUUUUGUUUCCUGCACAGCGCCACCACACUGAAUGCUCUCCUUGUUCCAGCCGUCAUUCUUGUGAUCUUCUGCGGCAUCUUGGCUCUGUGCAUAUACUAUCAACUGAGUCAGCAGGCGGUAAAUGUGCUGCAACUGCAAAUGCAACAGCAGCAGCAUCGUCAGUACUCGGAUAACAACACGCAAGCCACGGAGCACAUCGAUCUGGAUUGGCUGGAUGCGAAUGGUAGUGCCACCACAGCGGCGGUUGGAGGCGGUUCCGGCAACCACGGCGGGCGCAAGGAGCAGGAUCACAUGCAAGAGCAGUACAGUACGCUGAGCAAUCCGCUGAGCAGCAUUGUGGACGAUUUCGAGCGCUCGAAUCUUUCCCAUCUGCGUGGUCACUUCAUUUUUCUGGUCUUGUAUGCCGGCGCUUGGUUAUCCGCCGCCGCUUACGUAAAUGGUGGUCAGGAGCUCUAUGUUAUAUCCUUUGCCGGCUGCUGUUCGUGUUUAGGCAUUUUCCUACUGAUUUUCUACAACCUGAGCCGGAACGAUGCCCGUCAGGCCUGGUCGCAGGGCAGAGAUGGACGCAGCAGACCUGCCAAAUUGGUGACCUACAACAAUGGCAGUCAGGCGAGGGGCGCACACCCGUCGGGAAUGAUCCCCGGACCCGGAACGGCCAUGAUCAGCAACUCCAUUGUGGCCUACAAGGCGAAUCCCGGUCCUGGCAGCUUGUACGAGGCAAACAAUUCGGCGGGAUCACGCUCGAAUAGCCAGUGUUCGAGGAGCAUGCGCAGCCAGACGAGAAGUCAAACGAGGAGCCAGCAGGAGCAGCUGCUUCAGGCCAAUGGAGCAGGGGGAGUUACUAUCAUUAACAACACCAGCGGACAGCAGGGAGCCGGAGGUGGAGCAACAGCGGGUGGAGUAUCUGGCUCGGGAGGAGGAGGAGCAGUCCCGCCUCACAGCUUAAAUGCCCUAUUACAUGGUUCCAGUCACGACCUCAUACCCUCGGCGGAGAUCUUCUAUAAUCCCAAUCAAAUCAAUGUGGCCCGAAAGUUCUUCAAGAAGCAGAAGCGCCUGGCCAAGCGGAACAACUUCGAGCUGCAGCGCCAGACGAUGCCACAGAUGCAGCUCCAGAUGCAGAUGCAAAUGCAGCUCCACAGCCAGCACAGCCUGAGCGAUGCCAGUUCGGAGCAGCUGUACAGCAGACACCACAAUGCCAUGACUCUGCUGGCGGGCGGCAGCAAGAUAAAUAACACUAAUCUGCACUACAAGAACCAAGGCUCGCCCAUGGCAGGAGCUCCCAAGGAACACGGAAUGGGCAUGAGUUCCGGCGGGGAUUCCAUGCAGUUCAAGCGCUUUGUGCCUACCAGCGCCUCGUCGGCGUCCAAGAUCAUGCAGGCCAAUAUCUACACAAAUAUCCCGGAGACGUUGACUCCUCAGCAUGAGGUGAUCAAACUCAGGGCCAAUGGUCGCACCAGAACACCUUCCCUGCUGGAUGAAACUCUGCACGAGCAGGAUGACGAUGAAGAGGAGGAGGAGGAACACGCUCAGGCGGCGGCAACGGUCGAGGAACCCGAGCCCGAACUCGAGGAGGAAGAUGCCAGUUCUUUGGACGAACAUGCUCCUUUGUAUGCCAAUACCUUGCCACCAGCCAGCGGAAUGAGCAGCUUGUUCCGAAACCGAGGACCAUCCCAUCAACCCAUCAGCUCCACACCCGUCAAGCAGCCCAGUUUGGAAGCCAUGAAUAGUUUGGGCCUGCCGGAGGUUAGCCUAGAAGAACCGCUCCUGCAGAAGCACGAGAUAUAUGUGUCCAACUCGCUGCAAGUGACCACCAGCAAUAGCAUCCAGUUGGACGAUGAUUUUCCUAGUGUCCUCAUCCGUUUCAAUCAGCAGCAGCAAUCCAAGUCGCUGAAUAAUAUCAGUGAGAUGUUGGCUGGCGGGGGAGGUGGUGGCGUAAACUCGCCUGGAUUGGAUAACCUGGGCGACCAGGAAGAGUCCAGCCAGCUGUCCGUCAACGAGGCCAGCACGCUGGAAGAGCAGCAAUUACGCCAGGUGUACUCCUGCUCCAGUAGCAAUCUCAGCCAGCUAAAGGCGCACCAUCCGGCCACGUCGGUGGACACGGAGGACGAUGGACGCCUGCUAUCCGGCAGUCCGACGAACGAGAGCGAUCUAAACUACCAGAACUCGGAGAUCAGCAUCCGUAGUCAUGGACUCUAUGCUCCCCAGGCGGACAACGAUCUGAAUUUGACCCUAACCGAUGACUUCCGCUGCUAUCAGUCCUCGAAUGCCAGCGAUGCCGAUGUGGAUGUGCUGAACGAGUUCGACGAUGAGUUUGUGGCCGCCACGGGUGGUGAAAGGGUGGCGGGAGAUCCCGAGCAGGAUCACCAUCACGACCACGACCAGGACACCUCCAUUGAUGAGCUGUACGAGGCCAUCAAGUGCCGCAGUCCGUUGAGAAGCAAACAGGAGGCGGUCGAGCGCUUUGAAAGGGAGAGAGAGCGAGAACGUGAAAAGGAGAUGGAAGCCAAAACGCUGAGCAAUUCCCACAACGAAAAUCUAAACGAGACGAUGGAGGACGAUAGCAGCCAGAGCAGCGUGAUCUCGUACAUCGAUCCCAGGGCAGCCAACGAGCCACGCCCCUUCCCCAGCUAGCUCAACCCACUCAGCCCACCCCUAGUUAGAUGUAUAUAGAAUAUAUACAAGAUGUAUAACACCCGAAAUCCCACCCGCCUCCCCGCUUGGCCGGCAAACAAAUGGUUAACGUGCCAAUGCCAAAGUAUUCCUGUACCACGUUUUGUACUCAACCCACUGACACUCGCCGACAUAUAUCAGACUAGAUCAGACUUUUAUAUAUCCAGAGUGCUUAUAUCCUAAGUUCGCCCACUCAAAACCCAGCUAACUGAACUUGUAAUUAUAGUAAGGCCCCCCCUAUUUAUUAUGACUAGUAUUACUCCACUAAACGCACCCAGUUUCAAAUUCACCGGAGAAAACUUCAUCCAAUCAGAGUCCAUUAGCUGGUCCCUAGGCUACAUCGUACUGCAUUUCAUCACAACGUCUAGAAAUCACCAUCCCACACCAAGUCCUACACACAUUUAAUAAGUUUUAAAUUCUGAUAAAGCAAAAUGCAUUUAAAUGUAGGCUAAGUUUAUAUUUAGAUAUAAAUAAAUGAAAUGUUCACUUAAAAUAACUAA
This is a messenger RNA of Drosophila suzukii, 6156 nucleotides long. RefSeq names its product Remoulade (gene Remo). The record is from RefSeq and is a predicted model, not a curated record. Gene Ontology annotation, molecular function: protein binding; G protein-coupled receptor activity. NCBI's taxonomy places the organism in Eukaryota, Metazoa, Arthropoda, Insecta, Diptera, Drosophilidae. Gene Ontology annotation, cellular component: plasma membrane. Gene Ontology annotation, biological process: G protein-coupled receptor signaling pathway; cell surface receptor signaling pathway.